Messenger RNA from Entamoeba nuttalli P19, 288 nucleotides. RefSeq names its product phosphatidylinositol 3-kinase 1, putative. The transcript has a single exon. Lineage: Eukaryota; Evosea; Mastigamoebida; Endamoebidae. Bases 1 to 288 code for a protein of 95 amino acids. The record is from RefSeq and is a predicted model, not a curated record.
AUGACUUACCAAACUACAAGAAAAACAUUUUUAAUACCAACAAAAAGAAUUACACAAUUUGGAAGAACAACAUAUCAUCUAAAUCAACCACAAAUUAGAUUAAUUCAAACAAUUGAAGGAACCAAAUAUGUUGGAGUAUCAUUUUCAUCUUCAUAUUCAGCAAAUAAAAUUAUUCUUGAAGCACAAAAACAAAUGUUAAUAGAUGAAGAAGGAGAGAAAUUAUUUUGUUUAUAUAAUUUACCAUUUUAUUUUGAUGAUCAAACAGAAGUAUUGUUUGUUAUUAUUUAA